Hevea brasiliensis (rubber tree) is the source of this 1639-nucleotide messenger RNA. Its product is annotated as zinc finger CCCH domain-containing protein 37-like. The record is from RefSeq and is a predicted model, not a curated record. Lineage: Eukaryota; Viridiplantae; Streptophyta; Magnoliopsida; Malpighiales; Euphorbiaceae. Gene Ontology annotation, molecular function: mRNA binding; metal ion binding. Bases 147 to 1493 code for a protein of 448 amino acids. The transcript is spliced from 12 exons.
UUCACGCAGAGGCCCCACAAUCAUCAGCCACCAACGCCCACAUCCCUCGUUCCCUUACUGACUCAUACUUACCUGACACGGCGUUGGGCCUGUACUUGGAAGCAUCUUCGGAUUCGGAUCCUUCUAAGUACUUGGUCACCUCCUCAAUGUAUCUGACCCAAAGCGAAAUCCUCAGGUAUUCGGCCGACAGAGGCAUUACUUCUGCAGCUGCCUCCACCGCUUCGCAUUUGGCGCCAUGGACUCCACCGCCCGGUGUCGAUGUUUCUACUGCCGUUGAACCCCUCCUCGCCGGCAUCAAGCGUUCUAAUGAAGCUUGGUAUUCUACCAAAUCUUUAGCGAAGCGUUCUAGAUUCGAGAGCGCAAGCAAUUUGCCUAUGUAUCCACAGAGGCCAGGAGAGAAGGACUGUGCCUACUAUAUGCUCACAAGAACCUGUAAAUUUGGAGAUAGCUGCAAGUUUGACCAUCCUAUUUGGGUUCCUGAGGGUGGAAUCCCAAAUUGGACAGAGGUCCCCAUUGCUACCAUUGAAUCCCUUCCUGAGAGACUAGGUCAGCCUGAUUGUCCUUACUUUCUAAAGACUCAAAGAUGCAAGUAUGGUUCGAAAUGCAAGUUUAAUCAUCCAAAAGAUAAAUUGGCUUUGUUUCAGGAUGGUUUGGAAAACACCGAUGUUUCUGCCUUACCAGAGAGGCCUUCUGAACUACAAUGUGCAUUCUAUAUGAAGACUGGGAAAUGCAAGUUUGGAGUAACAUGCAAAUUUCAUCAUCCGAAAGAUAUCCAGAUCCUAUUGGGACAAGAAAAUGGUAAUGCUGUGCAGACUGAAUCAGCAGUCAAGAUGGAUGAAGUAACUGGAGCUGGACAUGUCAGUGUGGUUAAUUCCAUCUCGUUUGACCCAGCCUCAUUUCAUAAUUCCAAAGGACUUCCAAUCAGACCGGGUGAACUGGAUUGUCCGUUCUACCUGAAAACUGGCAGUUGCAAGUAUGGUGCCACUUGUCGCUAUAAUCAUCCCGAUAGGAAUGCAAUCAGCCCACCUGCUGCUGCUAUGGGGCAUUCCAUUGUAGCCACUCUUGCAGCUAAUCUGAACUUUGGAGUCAUUCCUGCUGCCUCUAUUUAUCAAACUGUGGACCCUAGAUUGGCUUAUUCAACGCUGGGAGUGGGACCCAUUGUCUACCCUCAACGACCUGGACAAACAGAAUGUGAUUACUACAUGAAGACUGGCGAGUGUAAGUUUGGGGAAAGAUGCAAGUUCCAUCACCCAAUUGAUAGGUCUACAGUAAUAGCAAUGCAAGCUCAAGAACAGAACGUUAAGCUCACUCUUGCAGGAUUACCUAGGAGAGAGGGUGCAGUUCACUGCCCAUUUUACAUGACAACUGGCACAUGCAAAUUCGGUGCAACAUGCAAAUUUGACCACCCACCCCUCACGGCUAUUGCAGCAUCACAAGGAACAUCCACAUCUGCUGGUGUUGAUUUGAAUGGGGCUGUAGCUGGAACUCUCUAAGAACAGUAGCAGUGGUGCCUUUAUUUUAUUUUGAAAAAUUUUAUUAAAUUUCAUACUGGAUUUAGCAGAAUAAUGUUCAGGUCAUGUAUGCCUAAUCGGUGUAGUCGAUGAAAUGAAAGCCGGAGAAAUUGUUGUUUGUAUUCUAA